This is a messenger RNA of Callorhinchus milii (elephant shark), 5096 nucleotides long. RefSeq names its product transmembrane 131 like (gene tmem131l). The transcript is spliced from 35 exons. Gene Ontology annotation, cellular component: membrane. NCBI's taxonomy places the organism in Eukaryota, Metazoa, Chordata, Chondrichthyes, Chimaeriformes, Callorhinchidae. The coding region runs from base 1 to 4881 and encodes 1626 amino acids. The record is from RefSeq and is a predicted model, not a curated record.
AUGGCCGGGCCGGGCUCCCCGCUGCACCAGCACCAGCACCGGCACCGGGCUCAGUGGGUCAGGCUGCUGCUCGGCAUCUUCCAGCUGCUGCUGCCGCCUUUCUCCACGCAAAGUGCCACCCCCUCGGCCCAAGCACUUGCUGACAUUCCCAGCGUAGUGGAGCUUUGGCAAACCGAGGAGGGAGAGGUAUUACUUCACACUCAGGCUGCUUCUGAGCAGAGUACAGAUGACCUGCUUGUGGAUCAAAGCUCAACAAAUCGGCCCACUGCGGAGGCCUUAUAUUUUCAGCCCCCAAUGCUGGAUUUUGGUAUACAGCAAGUGGAGUUGCCCAAAGUCGAGGAGUUUUUUAUUCACAAUCCUAGCUGGGAGUUGCCCGUGACGUUGGUUUCAGGGCUGGCCUCCAGUAGACAUUUUCACAUGCCUUCUAUACAUGGCAGGAUAAUUCCAGCAGGGGAGAAAAUUCUGUUUAGAAUCAUCUUCCUUCCUACAGAAGAAGGCAGAGUAGAAAGUUCUUUAUUUAUAAAUACUUCAACCCAUGGGAUUCUUGUAUAUCAGAUGUUUGGUGUUGGUGUUCCCAGCAGUCAGGUAGCAGUAGAUGAUCAAGAUCACUUCAAUGCCAAACCUGUACUGUUUCCAUAUAUCCAAAAGGUUCAGUUAACACAUCUUCAGGAAAACACUGUGAAUUGCAGCCUGUUCGAGCUGCAUUUUGAGCUUUCUCUGCCAUUACACGUCUAUCAAAACCUCCAGGGGUUUUGCCUGUUGAGCAGCAAUAAGCUUGUAUUAUACGUCCACUUCUCCCACAGCGCAGAAGGAUGCUGUAACGAAUUGGAAAAAAUAAAGAGCUAUUUAUUAGAACAUAUUUUUGUACUUUUCAUACCAGUUAUUGCAGAAAGUACCUCAGGUGAACACAACAUUAUUAUGUAUAUUUUGAAUUCAGGGACCAAAUCUUUAUACAUUAAGAAUUUUCACCUACUGUCUAGACCUGAAGACGCAGUCACUGUUAAGUUUGAGCCAAUACUACUGAAGUCGUCUGCCACAAAUCUUACCAAACUUGCUUCUAUUAAUUGUAAUGCAAAUGCUGUGCCUUUGAGUAGGACAAAUUGCUCCAGUGAAGUGAAUGUCAUUAAAGGUAGCUUAGCACUGAAGAUAUUCCCUGCACUACAGCUGACUGAAGGGUACCUUGGUUGUGAUUUUUCCAAUGAGAUGUUUCAAGUGAAGCCAGAGCGUGGAUCAGGACUCUGGACCAUUUGGUUCACAAAUAACUUCAAGUUCAGCAUUCCAAUAACAGACAUUCGAGUACCAGCGGAGGCUGCACAUGUAUUGACACUCCUGAACUUCCCUGGUCCGGUGACUCUGAUCCCUGGCUGUUGGCAUGUGUUUUCACUGCAGCUGAAACCAGGACAUUGUAUCGCAUUAACCACUCGGCUGCUAAUUGUCACGAGGGUAGGGUUCACAUUUGACCUACCUCUGCAGUUCCACUCUGCACAAGGACAGGAGAAGACGAGCUAUGGUGCAGUGCAGUGUGGUAUACACUGUUAUCUUGGAGCAAAAGCUGCUGUGCAAUGGCACCAGAGUCUCUCUCUGGAUUCCUCUUCAUGGAAAGUCGACUCUGAGCUAGGUUUGGAUUUAUGGCACAAGUGGCAGAAAUUAAGAGGGGCAGGCGAGGACAGGCAGAAGAGGUUUGCAGAGACUGGCUUGUGGCAACGUCUCCGGGGACAGUAUUCAUCGGAUUUACUUUGGCCCCGUUUAAUUCUAAAUCCCAACUUCCUGCUGAACUUCAGUGCCACUGUUUCCCACAAUAGAACGGUGAAACACUUUGUCUUGAAGAACCCUUCGGACAUGCCAGUUGUGGUGCAAAUUCUGCCAGUUUCUCAUUAUCCAAACCCUCAGUUUGCUCUGAAGCUCCUCCUCAAAUGGCAUAAUCUAGAGCGACCGAGCAUAAGCAUCACAACAAAGGAAUUCAGGCUCAUAAUACUGCCAGAGAGUAAAAGCUCAGAUGGUUAUGAGCGAAUGGAGUUGGACAAUGGAACAAGCGUUCAGGUGCUUCAGUUAACCUUACAGCCUCAGGAGAUCAAGAAGGUUGGUGUGGAGUUCACACCAAUAAGUCAGAGUCUGGUCAAGUCAGUCAUACUGAUCAGAAAUAACCUCACAAUACUGGACAUGCUGACCGUGGAAGGCUUUGGGGCGAACGAAGUAUUGAAAAUGGGAGGCAGGAUACCCGGUGGAGGGGGGUCGCUUCGGUUUAAGGUGCCAGAAUCCAGCCUCAUGGAAUGCAGGCACAAGCCAAAGGGAAGUGAACUCAAUUUGACCAUCAGAAGAAGUUUUAAGGUUGAAAACAUUGGACCUCUGCCAGUCACCGUGACUUCAAUGAGCAUCAAUGGAUACAGAUGUCAUGGGUUUGGUUUUCAGAUCCUAGAAUGUCAAUCGUUUGUCCUGGAUACUAACUCUUCACACGAUGUCAACAUUUUAUUUACACCAGAUUUCACUACCUCUUGGGUGAUCCGUGAACUGCAAAUUUUAACUGCAAGAGGCUUGCAGUUUCAGUUCACUCUGAAUGUGACUCUUCCACACCACAUGUUACCUCUUUGUGCAGACUUGGUACCAGCACUUAGCUGGGAGCAGCCUUUCUGGAUGAUCACCUGCCUCUUUAGCUGUUCGUUGUUGGUUUGUGUGGUGCUGAUGGCUUAUCAACAUGCUCAUUACAUUCUUACUGAGUUCAGCCAAUCCAGACCUAGGCCAUGCCAAACCUCCCUACUGCUCCAGGAAGAGCGAACCUCCAUAAACACACUUGGCUCCACUACCUACAAAUUGAGUAGAGCUAGCUGUAAAGCUUACAGUGAUGCUAAUAAUUCACCAGACAAAGGGAAAGGAAAAGGAGCUCUUGCAGUGGGUGCUCCAGCAGCUAGAAGCCAAAACACUCCAAAACGCAGCCCGGUCACCUCAAGCCAUUGCCCUAGGAAACUCAAGUGUCCAGCGCACUACAGCAAAAGUAAAUGGAAUGUAACGGCAAAUACAAGCAGUGGCGCUAGUGAAGAGCAGCAGCAGUCCAAUGGAGGACCGUUCCAAGAUGCAAAGGAGCAGCAUUCUUGCAGUGGCAUCCCCUCGUUUGAAAAGCCGCACAAUAAAAGCUGUAGUAUAUAUCCAGAGAAAGCUCCAGAAAAUGUGCAAAACACAGUACUGGAAUGCGAGAGUACCUCAUUUUUUGCUGCAACUGAGCCAAUUGCUAAUGGUAAACUCGAGGCAUGUGUGCUGACUGAGAAAAUCCCCACUGAACUCCUACUGGACUUUGAGAUGCCUGAAAUGAAAGGAUUGGAUUACUGUGGACCUCGUCAGUUAAGCACUCCAGAUGAAUACCAUAUAUCAGAAGAAAGAUUUAAGACCGAUGAAUCUCAACUCGCUUCCUUCUCAUCUUGUGAAGAUAAUCUACAAGAAGGGACGGUGGAGAAGCUGAGUGAAAAUCUCAAGAUUGUGGAAAAGCUGAAACCCUGUAUACCUCAAGCAAAGACACAUAUUCCAAACUUACAAAACCCAUUGCCUCCCUUUGUAACCAGAAAGUCAAUCACAGUGGAGCAAAUGAUGCCUCCAGACAAUGUUAAACAGAAGAGACAACAGGAGAAGAUGGAAGGAAUUACAACUAGCAAUAAAUGGAAGGGAAGGAAGACGUAUGGGAAAAACAGGAAGAUGGCUGUAGAGGCUGACCAGACUGGUUGUGUGCUCACUGAGAGAAGUCAAGAUUACAACCAGAAGGGGGAGCGAGUUCAAGAUCGACCAAGAAAAGGAUGGCAGUACGGAAAAAGGGAAAAUGCUAAAGUGCAUACAAAACCAGGCAACUUGGUCAAAGUGAUGGAAAAUGGGCAUUGUUCAAAUUGGAAGGCCUUCCCUGGAAAAGUGCAUUCCUCUGAGUCUGGCUCUGAUUCUGGUAGUUCGUCCGGCAGUGUGAGAGCAAGCCGAGGCAGCUGGGGAAGCUGGAGCAGCAGUAGUUCCGAGGGAGAAAAAGACCAAAUCAUGGCUACCAAAUUGCACUUUGUAACCUCUGCUGGACAGAGGGAGCGAGUUUUCCAUCAGGCUUGUCCAGUUUACGCUCAGCCAUUUCUGUAUCAAGAUCCCAAUUCGUGGAGCAGCAGCAGACUGGUUCAUCCCAGCCAAUCAGCAGGGAUUGAUACAUAUUCAACAUGCGAUGAACAGCCUUCCUUGCUCCCAGAUAGAAAUACCUGCCCCACCUUUGCUGCAGUUGCUGCAGGUUUGAAGAAAAGUCCUGGGCUUUAUACAACAACAAAUGGAGAAUGUUUAAAAUCCAUUCCUUCUGCAAAUAGCUUGGAAUAUCACCCCGGAAAUGGUAUACAGAUCAAUCCUCAACAAAGUGCUGUUCCUGAUUACAGCUGUUUGCCUUGGGCCAUGUUCACCAGUGACUAUUGCAUGUUCACCACAUUCCAGGAAAAUGAUUUCUCCAGCGUUCCUGAAGGCUAUCUAAGUAUGCAGCAUCCCUUUACUUGCUCUGAAGACCAAGCUGCAGCAUUCCAUGAUGCAGCUCAUACAAUGACUUGGAAUGUAAACACAACCUCGGAGGCGAGAUGGAAACCUACUAAUUAUGUCAGCAGUCCCCCCUACAUCUCAGGCACGAGAAGCCUAUCUCCCAUGUCUGGACUGUUUGGAUCUAUUUGGACCCCACAAAGUGACCCUUACCAAAGCUACUUCACAAUGGAUAACUCUAUCUCACACGCAGUGCUUAAUGAAGAUCCAGAAUCUCCCUGUACCAAAGAGCAAGUGUCCACUUUUGAUCCUUUUGGCACUUACAUGAACUUGGACAUUUGGAAUUCUUCCUCUAAUCGGAGUUGUAAUUCUCAGCUCUCCAGUGACUCUGGUUAUUACGGGGAUGUUUAAAUUAGGUUUUUGGUUUUUAUAAGAAAAAGUGUGCAUAGAGAUGGUUACAGAUUCUUUACAGAGUAUUUAGGCGACCCAAAUGUUUUUUAUUUUUUUAUUUUUUUCUGGUUCAAAAAAAAGUUUUGUACAACAAAUGUUUUGCACUUAAUACAAAUUUUUUUUUACCCAAAAUCUUUUUUGUUUUUCCUUCAAUAAAGGAUCACAGAAAAACAAAA